AUGGCCUCGCUCCAAGUGCGAGAUGAACCGCCCCCUGAAGUUCACGACGAGAGAAAUGAUAGCUCUGAACAAGAAGAGCUCGCUGGAUCAACACGCCCCAAGGGUCCGAGCGACGAGGUGGAAAAGAAACUCCAUGGGCUUGUCAAGACUCUUGUUGGUCAUCUCCAAACCAAGGAAGCAACUAUCUAUCGAGGGGCGGACGCCUAUCGCAAGAACGGGAUUGAUUCUGUGGAAAAGAUCGAGCGGCGAUACACAAACGAAAGGCAGCAGCUUAAAGAAACAUGGAAGAAAGAUGAGGAGCGGUUUGUCCGUGGCUCACGAUCAAUCACAGCGACCCUGGACAAGCGUGGUAAAUCUCGGCAAGAGGCUGGGCACAAAUUAGAAGAGACACUAGCAAGACGCCGCCAUCUGUUUGAAAGGGCAACAACAAGUUUACGUGCUCUUCAUGGACGAUUGACCAAGCAUCGAGAUGAAGAGAAUGAGGAUUGA
Messenger RNA from Fusarium poae, 489 nucleotides. RefSeq lists its product as uncharacterized. Lineage: Eukaryota; Fungi; Ascomycota; Sordariomycetes; Hypocreales; Nectriaceae. The record is from RefSeq and is a predicted model, not a curated record. The coding region runs from base 1 to 489 and encodes 162 amino acids. The transcript has 2 exons.